Botrytis porri is the source of this 1313-nucleotide messenger RNA. RefSeq lists its product as uncharacterized. Gene Ontology annotation, molecular function: hydrolase activity. The transcript is spliced from 3 exons. Lineage: Eukaryota; Fungi; Ascomycota; Leotiomycetes; Helotiales; Sclerotiniaceae. Bases 189 to 1166 code for a protein of 325 amino acids. The record is from RefSeq and is a predicted model, not a curated record.
CUCUGUACACCCCACGUUUUAAUCUGGUUGAGUAUCGAUUGACUAGGUACGGAUACAAUAGACAGGUAACUAACUGUCUUCUCCUGUGAAUAUCAAUAUCGGUUGUGGUUUAUGGAAAUGUGUCUACUUUAUCCUGGAUAUUGAAAGGCAACUCUUAAUUGAGGAUUGUCCUAAUCCAUACCUCAAUCAUGGCAUCCAAACACAAGACCAUAUACCCAUGGUCUCGUCGAAAUAAUAUAUACGAUCCUCCAACUCCUCUCGAUUCUCUCCUCGAAUCUCCUCUCCGCACAUUGAUCUUCUACCUCCAUACCAUCCUCCUCUAUUUCCGUGGCACAUCUUUCAAACCUCCCCGAAACAAGCCUCCUGUUCGAGUUGUCUGUAUCUCAGAUACACAUUGCAAUACAUUACCAAUUCCACCUGGAGAUCUUUUGAUACAUGCAGGAGAUUUGACAAAUGCGGGCACGGUGGAAGAAAUACAAGCCCAGAUAGAUUGGUUGGAUCAACAGCCACAUAGAGAGAAAGUGUUUAUUUGUGGAAACCAUGAUAGCUAUUUUGAUUCCAAAUCGAGGAAAGAAGAAGAUAAGAAGAGGAAAUUGAAUUUCAGAAGCUUACAUUACUUGGAGAACAAAGCUAUAACAUUGAAGUUUAAGAGCGGAAGAAAGCUCAAGGUUUAUGGUUCACCAGAUAUCCCUCAAUGUGGUGGUUCUGAUUUUGCUUUUCAAUAUCAAAGACAUCUUGCGCCGUGGGAAAAUCGUAUACCGAAAGAUACAGACAUUCUGGUUACACACAGUCCACCUCGACAUCACCUCGACAUCAACCUAGGUUGCAAAUCGUUGCUGGACGAAAUAUGGAAGGUCAAACCUAGACUUCAUGUGUUUGGGCAUAUACACUCCGGACAUGGUCGCGAAGCUGUGUUCUGGGAUAAGGGACAAGAAGCUUAUGAGAGACUCAUGGAAAGAAAGAGAGGAGGCAUGAUCAUGGACUUUAUGCCGAGCUUUGCAUGGGUCGAUGCUGUGAAAGUGAUUUGGUAUGGAGUAAAGGGUAUUUUAUGGCAAAGAUUAAUGGUUGGACCUGCUGGUGGAAAUGGUGGUUUGAUGAUCAAUGCUGCGAUUGUCUAUCAAUCAUCGACUGAUGUGGGGAAUCCAGCUGAAGUUGUAGAGCUAUGAAUGACGAAAGGUAUGACAAUUGAUAAGUGUAUCCUCGAGAAAACAUGGGAUAAGAUAUAGUAUAUGACUUUCCACAGCUCAGGACUUGUAGAUAUGACAUUUGCCUUGAAUUUGAUACACUGACGAUAUUCUCGCCCCCUUUUGAAA